Molecule: messenger RNA, 1065 nt
Organism: Zygotorulaspora mrakii
Lineage: Eukaryota; Fungi; Ascomycota; Saccharomycetes; Saccharomycetales; Saccharomycetaceae
Gene: POL32
Product: DNA polymerase delta subunit POL32
Exons: 1
Coding region: 1-1065 (354 amino acids)
Source: RefSeq, a predicted model, not a curated record
AUGGAUGCACUUGAGGAAGAAACUUUUCAAUACAUCAAUGAGAAGUUAUUCACAGAGGAGAGACCGGUGCUCUUUACAGAUUUAAUAUUUCUGUUCAAGAUUGGACCCUCCCGAAGUAAAAAAAUAAUGUACUCGUAUUACAAACAAAACACAGUUACGAAUUUCAAUUGCAUAAUUGUGACAUGCCAAAAGAAUGGGAUUAUCAAAGUGGUAAGUGACGUGAACAACCCUGGCGAUGAGAACUCAAUUACUGAUUGUUUUAUAUAUGCGUUCAAUCCGAUGGAAAAGUUCAUACCGGUGAACAGAUUAGUCGACCAACGGGACUGCCUGAGUAUCAAAAAUCCUCACAAGUUGCAUGUCGCCAAGCACCGGUCAAAGACUCUUGAAGAGAAAGCUACACCUAAGGUUACAGUACCACUUUCAAGAUCCAAAACGGUCCCAGAUGAAGGCGACACCAGAGCCAAAGUUGGUGACAUAGACACCAAGGGGACCAAGGUUAAGAAAGCCAUCAAUGCUGCCAAGGGUAAUGGUUUAAGAUCAACAGCAAUACUAGCCAAAAUGAGAGCGGAAAGAGAAAAUAAAGAGGCUCAAAGACAAGAGGAAUUGAAGAAAAGACGUGCUCAGCAACAGCAGCAGCACAACCCAAAGCAACUAUCACAAAUGGAAGAUUUGCGAUCACUUUUUGAUGAGGAUGAUAGUCUCAUGGAAGAAACUCCCGUGGUACCGACACCAGAAGCGUCAACACCAAAGAAUGAGGACUCAGCGCCGAUCGACAAAAAAGAACUCGAAGAUCUCCUGGAGACCACGGCCGAAGACACAACAAUAGCCUCACAAACAUCACCUCAGAAACAGCAGGAAGAAUUAUCGGAUGCGCCAUCCUCCUCCUACGUUGACGAUGACGGCUAUAUCGUAACCAAGCGUGCGGUCACAUCCACACCACCGCAGCAUGCAAAGAAAAGACCAGCAAGAACAGCCCCAGCGACUGUAACCAGCGGAAAAACGCCUCCCCCUACAAAGAAGACUCAGAGGACGCUUGAGAACUUCUUCAAGCGGUCUAAAAAAUGA